Molecule: messenger RNA, 1434 nt
Organism: Dichomitus squalens LYAD-421 SS1
Lineage: Eukaryota; Fungi; Basidiomycota; Agaricomycetes; Polyporales; Polyporaceae
Exons: 11
Coding region: 1-1434 (477 amino acids)
Source: RefSeq, a predicted model, not a curated record
AUGAGUUCCGCAACCGACCCCGUUAAUCUGAGAAUCGGAGUUCCCGCCUCCUUCGAGGGUUCCACCCUCGCAAUCCAAUGUUCCACAGGAGGCUUUGCCUCAGCGAACUUGCGUUAUCAGUGUAAUGAAGCUGCCGGUGCGCUGGUCGUCCUCAAAGACCCAGCCCACAAGACUACCAUGGAGUGCAAGAUGCGCAUCGUCCAAUAUAUCAGAUUACAUCUAUCCAGCUGGCUUGCGUUCGCCAACGACGAGCUCGGGCUCGGUUUGGAGAAGGACAUCAUCUUUGUUUCCGGUUUCACGAAGACUAACAGCAGCGCUAGCGCGGAGCUCGUCGUUUCGGGCGGCGUUCCUUCCGCCUCUGGUGAAUUUCGAGUAUCGUUGUCUCAGUCCCGCGAUACUUGCGUCCAAUCCCGGAUCGGCCCGGCCAGUCGUAAAGCCGCGUGGGGUGGCGAAUCGGAUCCGGUUGAGAAGUGCGACCAGUGCAUCUUUCUCAAUUACUACAAAUCGAAGAGCCGAAAGUUACUUCCCCCGAAGAUCAUCAAGGCAGCCGCUGGUCCAAACGAUCUCAGUCACGACGACGACGACGACGACGACGACGACGACGACGACGACGCGCCCGAGACUUCUUCCUCUUCUUCGGAUGACGAAGACAUCGAUGACGUCGGUGAAAAGCAUCAAGCUGACAUCUCUGAUCUCCAGGAGUACGAACCUGUCAAUUUCGUUCUCGAUUAUAUCUUGAAGCACUCCGACGCUGAGACAGCUUGUGCCUCCGACGCCGAAUUGACCUGUCUUUUCCAGAAUCAGACUCUGCCAAACGAUCUAGGUGCCGCAUUGGAGUCACUGUCCCCGACCAUUUUCGUGGAUGAAGGCGGUACGGGGCGCAUUCAAGCUUCCCCUGAUGUCGGCAAGGAGAUAGCAAUGGCGGCACCGCCUUUUCAGGGCUCCUCUCUAGAGUGUAACCAACGCCACGGCGAAUGUGUUACAUUUGAUGACCUGCUAUGGCGGGAACCCCUCGCAGCGGAUGCUCACUUGGACUCAGAUGACAGCCGCCGGGAGAGUACUGCCGACUUUCCCAAUCCUGUGCACGCUGGGAUGCAGUCGCCCUCAUGUCAGGGCCGUUCAAAGACGUUCAGCAACGUUCCUAGCAGAAGAGCUCUUCUCAUUGGUAUAGGUUACGGCAGCGGCGAACAACGAUUGGUGCUGGAUAAGUACGGAUACCAGAAGGAAAACAUUACGAUAACGUUGGACAACGAUAGCUCCGCCACUGCGAGCUUGCGUCCCACACGAGUAAACAUUUUAAAGGAGAUUGAGAAUUUGGUGCAGUUCGCUCGGCCGGGUUCGGAGUUGGUGUUCUACUGUGAGGCCUCAGUACCGUCUCGUCUUACCCCUGAGGCUGAUGCUCCUAUCAGAUUCUGGACGUGGUUGUCAGAAUGA